UCUUUCGUAUAGUUCAAGUCAUUAGAGAUUCUUUUAUAGCAUAACUCACACAAUUAUUGGUAUCUUUUGUUAACAAAGAUGGGUGAGAACACAUCCGCAAAGAACCAACUCCCUCACCAGGUUUUCAGCGUCUCAAUUGACACCAAUCCACAGAGUGGCUCCAAGUGGUUUGAUGAUGAUGGCCGCCCCAAACGAACUGGAACUGUGUGGACUGCAAGUGCUCACAUCAUAACAGCUGUUAUUGGGUCCGGAGUUCUCUCCUUGGCUUGGGCUAUUGGUCAGCUUGGAUGGAUUGCUGGACCAGCUGUGAUGCUUUUGUUCUCGCUUGUCACUUACUAUACUUCUAUUCUGCUCUCUGCCUGCUACCGCUCUGGUGAUCCUGUCAAUGGCAAGAGGAACUACACCUACAUGGAUGCUGUUCGGGCCAACCUUGGUGGAGGAAAGGUCAAAAUAUGUGGAUUUGUGCAGUAUGUGAACCUUUUUGGUGUUGCCAUUGGCUACACAAUUGCAUCUUCUAUAAGCAUGAUGGCAAUAAAGAGGUCUAAUUGCUUCCACCAGAGUGGUGGACAAGAUCCAUGCCACAUGAAUGCCUAUCCAUAUAUGAUAGCUUUUGGCAUAGCUGAGAUUCUUUUGUCUCAGAUUCCUGGAUUUGAUCAGCUACACUGGCUCUCUCUUGUCGCUGCAGUCAUGUCCUUCACUUAUUCAUCAAUUGGUCUAGGACUCGGCAUUGGUAAAGUUGUAGAAAAUAAAAGAGUCAUGGGAAGUCUCACUGGAAUAAGCAUUGGCACUGUGACACAGACCCAAAAGAUAUGGAGGAGCUUUCAAGCACUUGGUGACAUCGCUUUUGCCUAUUCUUACUCCAUGAUCCUCAUUGAAAUUCAGGACACAGUCAAAGCCCCACCUACAGAAGCCAAGACGAUGAAGAAAGCAACUCUAAUAAGUGUUGCAGUCACAACCCUUUUCUACAUGUUCUGUGGUUGCUUUGGAUAUGCUGCUUUUGGGGACUUGUCCCCUGGAAACCUCCUUACUGGAUUUGGCUUUUAUAACCCAUACUGGCUUCUUGAUAUUGCCAAUGCUGCCAUGGUGAUUCACCUUGUUGGCAUAUACCAGUUCUCCUGCCAACCUCUCUAUGCUUUCAUCGAAAAAGAAGCAGCUCAAAGAUUUCCAGAUAGUGAAUUCAUUACGAAAGACAUCAAAAUCCCGAUUCCUGGUUUCCGCCCCUACAAUCUCAAUCUCUUUAGAAUGAUUUGGAGGACCCUCUUUGUGGUCCUCACCACUGUGAUUUCAAUGCUCCUUCCCUUCUUUAAUGACAUAGUUCGUUUACUUGGGGCUUUGGGAUUUUGGCCAUUGACGGUUUACUUCCCUGUGGAGAUGUAUAUUGUACAAAAGAAGAUACGAAAGUGGAGCACAAGAUGGCUCUGCCUGCAGAUCCUAAGUGUUGCUUGCCUCAUUAUCAGUAUAGCUGCCGCUGCUGGCUCUGUUGCUGGAAUUGUCGGCGAUCUCAAGUCGAUCAAACCCUUCCAGACCAGUUACUAAAUCAGUGAAAUAUCAGCAGUCAAUAAUGGCAAUUAGAAGACAAAAGGUUUAGAUUAUAAGGGAGGCUGAACCUCGAAGCUGCGAUUUACUUUGCAAGACUAAGAUCUUAAUUAGGAGGGUUAGUAGUGCUUUUCAGAAGUUUCAACUGUAACCUAUACGAUGUAUCAUGCUGUAAUGAAUGGGUGCAAACAUUAAUGAAUUUGUGAAACAUUUUCUGUUUUCUAUUUUUGAAAACUAUGCGAAUUUGUUGUUUCAGUGUGACCAUGCAACCUCAUAUAUUUGAGAAUUUAAGGAUAUUUUUAUUCCAUAAGAGUAUGUGUUUUUACAUGAUCAA
Molecule: messenger RNA, 1870 nt
Organism: Populus trichocarpa (black cottonwood)
Lineage: Eukaryota; Viridiplantae; Streptophyta; Magnoliopsida; Malpighiales; Salicaceae
Product: amino acid permease 3
Exons: 5
Coding region: 79-1536 (485 amino acids)
Cellular component (GO): plasma membrane
Source: RefSeq, a predicted model, not a curated record